This is a messenger RNA of Chelonus insularis, 3399 nucleotides long. RefSeq names its product F-box/LRR-repeat protein 16. The record is from RefSeq and is a predicted model, not a curated record. NCBI's taxonomy places the organism in Eukaryota, Metazoa, Arthropoda, Insecta, Hymenoptera, Braconidae. The coding region runs from base 627 to 2183 and encodes 518 amino acids. The transcript has 8 exons. Gene Ontology annotation, biological process: SCF-dependent proteasomal ubiquitin-dependent protein catabolic process. Gene Ontology annotation, molecular function: protein binding. Gene Ontology annotation, cellular component: SCF ubiquitin ligase complex.
AGGGAAACAUUGAAUUGGACCGCGAAUAUACGGAAAAUUCACGCAAGCGCGUCGUGAUAACUCUCGUACUCGCGGAGAAACUGGUGGGGAUAGGUAUGUCCAAGAACACGAACCAAGGGCUAUCGAUUUUAGUCGUACGCAAUCUACCCCUAGUUUGUGUCCAUAAACAAAACCUUAUCGUUAUUUCUCGUUUUGAUUUUGUACAAGAAAGAUAAAUUAAAAUGCUAUAUGUUUCAGAAUGAUAAUUUAACAAAGUUGCCAACAAUUUUUCUUUGAUGUUAACAAUGUGACAGAGUGUGAAAUUAUUUGAAAUAUUAAAUCGUGAAACAGAACAGCCGACACGUACGAAACUACUUGGAUAAAACGCCAACCACCCCCGUGCAAGCUCUUGCGGUCGCUCCGGCAGUAUUGAUUUACCUUACUCUCAGUGUCUUUUCUUCUCAAGAUAUUUAGGCGCCCAUCCGAGCAACACUGCUUACUCGUGAGCCGUGAUUCUUACACUUAAUAUGAUGAGAAUCGUUUGCAUCACAAAGAUAGCAAGUUUGUCUUGACUAUCGAAGAAAAACGUGAAAAACUAGGCGAGUUUUAAGUACAGAAGAAUAUAUUACUUUAAGAAAAGUGAAGAUAUGUCUUCAAUAUCAGCACAAGGUGUUGUUGAGAGAGCAAGUGCAGAGCUUUCUAAAAGAAUCAACGGAUUGGCGUUACGAACUUCGAAACACCAUGGGGGUGGAAAGACGAGUGUUAUGGAACGCGUGACAAAUGUCUUUUGUGGUGGUGGUGGAGGUGGCGGCGGUGGUGGAGUGGGUUACAUGAGUAUCCAGAAUACAAACACUACCCCAACUCCAGAGAAGCCAAGCAGAAGUGCGCCAACGCCUGUUAAUAAUCCAACUAAUGUAUCCAACAACAAGGGUCUGAGUAAUAAUACCGCUAUGACGAGGGUAAAAAUACCUCGAAAAACUAGAAUAAAAACAGUUCCAUUAGCUAGUGGUGGUACUGGAGGAUAUAUUCCACCUACGUCUUGGGAGCAAUUGAUGCUUGAUGAUCAUUUUCUCAGCCAUUUUUUUCUCUACUUCAACGCCUCUGAGAGAAGAAUUCUAGCUCAGGUCUGCUCUCGGUGGCGAGAUGUCUUAUAUGCAAGACCAAGAUAUUGGGCAGGUCUAGUACCAGUAAUAAGAUGUCGAGAAGUUCGAGGAAUGACUCCAGGAUCAAGGACAAAACUUUAUAACUCAUUAGUGAGAAGAGGUUUUCAUUCAUUGGUUCUUCUUGGUGCUGCUGACGAGGAUAUUCCUGAACUAACUCAUGGAUUUCCUUUGGCACAACGUCAUGUUCACUCGUUAUCGUUAAGAUGUUGUGCCGUGACUGAUAGAGGUCUAGAGGCUCUUUUAGAUCAUCUUCAGGCUCUCUUUGAACUCGAGCUUGCCGGCUGUAAUGAGAUCACAGAAGCCGGUCUCUGGGCGUGUCUUACACCAAGGAUAGUCUCUUUAUCUCUAUCUGAUUGUAUAAAUGUUGCUGAUGAGGCAGUUGGUGCUGUUGCUCAAUUAUUACCAAGUCUCUACGAAUUUUCGCUGCAAGCUUAUCAUGUGACAGAUGCAGCGCUUGGUUAUUUUAGUGCAAAACAGAAUAGUUCUCUCAGUAUCUUAAGACUUCAGUCAUGUUGGGAACUAACCAAUCAUGGAGUCGUUAAUAUUGUACAUUCUCUGCCAAAUCUCACCGUACUUUCACUAUCAGGCUGCAGUAAAAUAGCAGACGAUGGAGUUGAAUUAAUUGCUGAAAAUCUUUCAAGACUUCGGUGCUUAGAUUUAGGAUGGUGUUCAAGGAUUACUGACGCAGCAUUGGAGUACAUUGCCUGUGACCUUAAUCAACUAGAAGAAUUAACACUGGACAGGUGUGUUCAUAUUACGGACAUUGGCGUUGGAUAUAUAUCAACUAUGGGAUCCUUAAGCGCACUUUUUUUGCGAUGGUGUUCACAACUAAGAGACUUUGGUCUUCAGCAUCUAUGCAGCAUGAGAUCACUUCAAGUUCUCUCAGUUGCUGGUUGUCCUCUAUUAACAAGUAGUGGACUCUCCAGUUUAAUUCAACUACGGCAUCUCCAAGAAUUAGAAUUAACCAAUUGUCCUGGUACCUCACGAGAACUUUUUGACUACCUCCGAGAACAUUUGCCACGCUGUUUGGUGAUCGAAUAAAAACAAAUUGGAUAAAAAAGAGAAAUAAAACAAAUUUUUUUACAAUUAAUAAAUAUUCGUCAACGUCCAAUGAAAUAUAAAAAGUGGUAUACGAACCAACAACUCGUUACAACAUCAAAGUAUUCUUUUGAAAGACUGCAAUCUUAAUUACAAGAUUGUAUAUUAUGUAUUUAGUUAUGUUUUAAUAUCUUACAAAUGUUUACCAUCAACUAUCUAAUUACUAAAUUAUUCAUUAAUUCACGCUCUAUCACCCUUUAGAUAAUUACUAUUUUUAUGAGUUGUCUACGCCGAAGAGUUCAAUGAUAGUAUCUUCGAUUUGUUUUUGUAUCUGUUAAGUUUCUUAAUUGCUUUUUAUUUGCUAAUAUGCGUUGAUUGUUAAUAUUCUGCUUGAUAAAAGUAUGAUGCAAUAAUAAUAGAAGAAAGUAGCUUCGCUGCAUAACUAGAAUACGUUCAAGAGUACACUCGUUGAUAUCAGCAAAGGACCCUUGGCGUAGAUCUUUGACAAACUCAGCCACAAUCAUUUUAGAUGGCUCGUGGCUUUAUUAAUAUAGUAGUUGAUCGCAAAGUAUACAUCAAAAUAUACUUUGCAAGACCACGGCACGCCAGCUAGGACUGUGAUAAAUUUAUAUUAUUUUGUUUUAUUAUAUUCAUUUAUUAAAUAUCACCCAUCAUCAAUAGCCCAUUAACAAAUGAUAAUUUCCAGACUGUCUGCUUUAAUAACUUCAGAAUUAGAUAGAAAUUUGCUCUAAUCACUAGUCAAAGAAGCUGUUAAAAGACAAAAUAUUGUUAUAAGAUCAAAUUGAAGUAUGUAUGAAAAGUAAGACAUUCCGGGUCACAUUAAAUAACUGAAUUGUUGAGAAAUAAUUUAUGUUUCACAUUACUUGACAAUACGUCUAUGGAGUGAGUUUAUUCCAUUCAUAUAUUACCUUAUCACAUUAUAUGUAAUUUAAACGUUUUAAAACCUUUAGAAUUCUCUUGGUGUUAUAAAAACUUUGUUCUAUUUAAUAUUUUUUCUUAUUAACAUCUUUAUAUCUACUUUACUCGAAUAAAUGUGGUAAUUAUAAUUAUUCAUUAGAGUGCAAUUUUGUGUGAUCGCAAUUGUUAUUACAUUUAAGAAAUAACAAUGACUGAAACAAUUAUAACGGGCAGAGAUAUUUAUGUAUAUGCAAAUAAAAAAAAAAGUAAUAAAAUUUGAAGUAAUUAUGUUGCAAAUGAC